Messenger RNA from Exophiala xenobiotica, 2052 nucleotides. RefSeq lists its product as uncharacterized. The coding region runs from base 1 to 2052 and encodes 683 amino acids. NCBI's taxonomy places the organism in Eukaryota, Fungi, Ascomycota, Eurotiomycetes, Chaetothyriales, Herpotrichiellaceae. The transcript has 4 exons. The record is from RefSeq and is a predicted model, not a curated record.
AUGCUUGCUGAAUGGUAUGCCAAGCAAGGCAGACAAUCCUUCAUGUGUUACGUGCUUCAGCACAAAUACACUGAUGCCAAUCUCCGACUGCACAAUCUCAAAGGUGACGACUACUACCGCUGUUCUCAGCUUGACAGAGCUUGUCAGCCAAAUGGUCGCUGCUGCGUCUUUCUCGCGCGGCUGGAGCUGACCGUGACUCGAAUCAACGAAGAGGAAUACUGGGAAGAGGAAGAAGAAAAGCUCUGUUUAAACGGUGUUGUCACUCUACAGGGGACUCAAAUUCAAGUAUCCCUAGUGAUCUCCAAAGACUGCCUCGUCCAGAGAAAUGUGCAUGAGUCUCGUGAGCACGACGAACAAUGGGGAGGGGAACACUUGGGCAACCAGCAUGCUGACAUCCAACAAGUUUACCGUGAUGCUGUCGCUGUCAUUGUUUCCCGCGACCAUAUGACGGAAUUUCUCCUUGGAAAUGGUCAUAGGCUUGAGGGUUACUGCAAGUUUCUCAAACGACUCCUGACUCACCUCAGGGACCCGAAUGGCGAUGAGCGUCAUCUCUUCCGCGAAAUGAUAGCCCAGUCAUGUCAAAAGCACAUUGAAAGACGGUACACUAACACUGGCGACAAAGAUCAUUUCAUGGGCGCAACAGCGGUAGCGUCACUAUACAUCGGGAAUCCUGAAGCAGCCAAAGCCGCACUUCAUGCUGUGGAGGAUACCUUCGACACGUCUACCUUCGAGAGCCUCGGCAGAAUGGGGUUCCAAAAAACGAGAGCAUUUUGCACAGAAGCUUUUUCUCGCAUGUCGAAACUGCACCUAGUUGAUCGUGGUCUCCGAGCAUACCGCUCUGGUAUACCCAGCGCUGAUCAACCGGGCACCAGCAAGACAUCAGAAGGUGCUGUCUACAAAUGGGCCCUGGAUACCCUCUGCGAGGUUCUGAAUUCGAUCAUAGAGGUCUUGCCCCAGGAUGCAGGUGCCGUGAUCCAGAUCAUGGAUACCUAUGAAGACGAAAGACUGUGGAAAAGCGUGAACGCUUUUGUGGGUCGCUUUUUGGAUGAUGCGACAUUCGCAAACGCCCUCCUGGCGGAAAUUCUCUGCUACUCCAAGACUGUUCAGAAGUCAGACUCGGUUGCGAAACAUCUUCUCCCACCAAUUUUGGACAGGGCCAUCUUCUGUUUCCGGUUGCAACACUUUUCGUCUCUUUCGAAACCAAAGUCACGCCGCGAAGACUAUCCAUUUUCCUCGUGGCCAGAUAUUGAUUCACAACAAGAGAAAGUCGAAAGGGACGCCGCUGUUGUUGCAUCACUGUAUCGUCAAGUUGCGAGGGACAACUUACACAAGACGGGACAGCUGCUUGAAAAUAUCGCGGUUGGCACUGCAAGCAUUGACCAAGACGAUUUCGAACGCUUUGUUAUCCCUCUCCUGCGCGAAAUGAUCGAUAUCACCGAGCAUCAACCAUCUGAGGCUUCUGUCUUCUAUUCUGGGAUCAUUUCUACUUAUAUUGAGAGGGUGGUUCAGAAGGAGCCUCCAAAGCCCCAGGACUGGUCCCUGCCGGACGAUGCCAGAAAGUGCUAUGAAUCAAAUUGCACUUAUUGCUCCCCUGUACGUCAGUUUCUGGAGAAUACAAGCCAAGAAUACCAGGAAUUCCUUGUUCCUGAGGACCAGCGUUACGUCUUUCUUCACCAUAUGCCGUAUCACUACAAGUGGACCGAGGAGAGAAGCGGAGAGCAUCGCAAAGUCAAGGUCAAUAAGUCACUCGAGCCUUGGAAAGGAAAGCACGAGGAAUGGCGGCGAAGGGCUGACCGUGCCCAACGGGCUCUUCGGUCGCUACCUGAGACUCCAUUACGCCAAUGCCUUGGAGACGGCGAGUAUGAGGACUUGAUGGAACUUAGAAUUGUCAAAGUGCCCACUGAAGAUAUGAUCAAGGGCUCGGCAAACCCUGUCCAGGCAGAAGCAGCGACUGGGGGGACGAUGGAGGGGAACAAGGAAGAGGCAAACACCGUGGGGGACAAGCGAAAGAGGGAAGACGCUGACCUUGGUGGUCAGAAGAGGAAAAGGUAA